GUGGUGAAGGUGCGAUGCGUUAGCGUUAGUCGUUUACCUCAAGUUGCGUGCUCGGUUGUGUGUAAACAAAAAAUAGUGUUACCUCGAGUGAAGAUUAUGUGCAUGUAUUUGGAGAUGACGACAGUAUGGAGUAUGAUUAUUAGUUUGACAUGCCCAGCGCUGGCAGAUCGCGACGUUCUGUAAAAAUGGCAGCGAUUGGUGGCUUCUCUCAGGUUAAUUUUUGCAGACGGCCAAAGAAGAAAGUUAGUUGACGUUCAACCACCGAGUUCGCGAGUGUUCUGCUACAGCCCUCUUUAACCUCUUAAAAGGUGGGCUUUUAAUUCGUGUAACAUUCCAAAAUAAUUGAAGACCAUAACUUAAUAUAGUUUUGUUUGUAGUGAGUUAAGUUUGAAAGAAAAAUGGUGCCGGUAAUUCGUAGGGUUUUAAUUUCGCGUUUCGUUUUAGGUCGAUAAAUUUGAUAGUAAACAUUUCAUCGAUUUGAUACGAUGGUCAAAGGCUGUAGUCGCAGAGUCGCUCCUCCCAUAUCUCUCACAGCCACCCUGGAGGAUCCUGCUGUGUCCUGGAAGGGGCCACCCCCAGAGCCCCAGUCUUUUACUUCUAACUCAUCUCAGAACUUUUCUAGUCCCAACACGGGCUACCAAGGCCCUCCCUUUCAGGGGCCCCCGGCAGGGGCUGGUUCCCCUGCUGGAGCCCCCCCAUACUCUGGAGGCCCCCCACCAGGCUCAUCCACUCCGCAGUACACUGCAUCUCCUGCUCCUUCUGGAUCCUCGACGCCAGGUCCAGGCCCCCCUCAACCUGGGGGGUUUCCCCCUCCCUCUAAUUCGACGGGACCUCCUUACAAUGGGCCGGGGCCUUUUGGCUCACCUUCAGGAGGUGGACCACAAUUUGUUGGAAGACCAAACUCAUCUGGCCCUCCAUUUGUGGGAGGUCCCCCUGGAGGUGCCAACCCCCAUUUCUCUUCCCCCGGACAGCCUUUUGGUGGUCAUCAGUUUGGAAUGCCUCCAGGAUCACCAUUUGGACAUGGGCCCAUCCCCGGACCUAUUCCUGGACAUGGGAUUAUGCCUGGACAAAUACCUGGACCAAACCCUGUUGACAGGAUAGACCAGGGGUGUGUGCCUGUUCCCAGGAGACAUACGCCGUACUUCGGCCAGCCGGACUACCGGAUCUACGAACUCAACAAGCGGUUGCAGCAACGCACCGAGGAAAGUGAUAACCUGUGGUGGGAUGCAUUUGCGACCGAGUUCUUUGAAGAUGAUGCGACUCUCACGCUAACCUUGUGUUUAGAAGAUGGGCCGAAGAGAUACACGAUAGGGAGGACGUUAAUUCCACGGUAUUUCAGAAGUAUAUUUGAAGGUGGUGUGACCGAAUUGUAUUAUAACCUAAAGCAUCCAAAGGAAUCAUUUCAUAACACGAGUAUUACAUUAGACUGUGAUCAAUGCACCAUGGUGACGCAUCAUGGAAAGCCUAUGUUUACUAAGGUUUGUACGGAAGGUAGACUGAUCCUAGAGUUUACGUUUGACGACCUGAUGAGGAUCAAGUCGUGGCACCUAGCAGUAAGAACUCACAGAGAGUUGGUCCCUCGCUCUGUUGUGGGACUACACACUCAGCAGGACCCCGGCAUGCUGGACCAGCUGACCAAGAAUAUCACACGCCAAGGCAUCACCAACUCCACCCUCAACUACCUCAGGCUGUGUGUGAUCCUGGAGCCGAUGCAGGAGCUCAUGUCCAGACACAAGGCAUACGCGUUGCCUCCCAGAGACUGUCUCAAGACCACUCUGUUCCAGAAGUGGCAGAGAAUGAUCGCUCCCCCAGAAUCACAACGUCCUGCUAACAAGCGACGGAAAAGGAAAGGUUCUCAAAGUGGUGGUGCUGCGAAUAAUGCUCCUCCUCUGCCAAAUAAGAAGAGAUCACCGGGUCCCAACUUCUCCUUAGCAUCUCAGGAUGUGAUGGUGGUGGGCGAGCCGUCUCUGAUGGGAGGAGAGUUUGGUGAUGAGGACGAGAGACUGAUCACACGGCUAGAGAACACGCAGUACGAUGCAGCCAACAGUCUGGACCAUGACGCACACUCCUUCACAGAGACUGGGCCUAACUCAUGGGGUACAGGGGGCGAACCUGCCCGCGGACCCCCCCAAGCCCCCUCGAGUCAGGACUCUGACAAAAAGUCCCCGGCAGUCAGUCAGUGAUAUAAGCCCCUACAGUAAUCUCUUACUUAUCAGUAUUCAACUGCUUGUUGAUAAGCGGGUUUGACUAUUUUCUAUAUUUAUUUCCUAGAACGGACUUAAUCGGAACAGCAAUUAGUGCAGUGUCGGCUCCUGCCUCUACCAAAGUUCUGCUUGCGACGUGAGAGUGGGGAAGGACGAGUAUUAUCGUUUUUAAGAUGUGAUUUUUAUAUAAUAGGUGCAAUUUUAUGAAUGAGAACUUUUAAGUUAAAAGAAUCACAGUGUCAGUAAAAAAGUGAGGAAAUGUAGCAAAGUUUUGGUAAAGACAUAGAUUUGGCUGAAUAGUAUUUUUAAUAUUCAAUCAUCAAAAAUCUGGGGAAUGUUUAUAAAGCAUUUUUCUGUGGGUAGUCUUUUGAUAGCUUGAAAAAAGUCCUUUGUUAGAUGUCUAAAACCAAAAGUUUUGUAUCUCAAAAAUUAAAACUAACUUAAAAAAUUGAAUAUUGAACAUCAAACGCAAAACUUUUUACCUGUCUGGUUAAGGUUACAAACAAACAAAAAAAAACAUGUAAUAAUAAAAUGUUUUAUGUAAUCAAAACUGAAAUGAAUUGGACUACUACUGACCCUGGCAUAAUAACAAGUAUAUUUAUUAUUCAACUAAUAUACUUAAACCUAAAAAGAUAAUUUUCCAUUAACAAUAAUAUAAAUUAAACUGUUCAUACUGAUAUAAUUAUGUGAAUAUGAUAUCAAUUUGAACAUUUAUUAAGAAAUCAAUCUUAAAACUCGCCGAUCAAAUCUCAAAAGUGCAUCUUUUCCAAAGUUUGGGUGGUUUUGAGUUUCUGGGUGGUUUUUAUCCAGACGGUGUCACUAUUAGAUAGAAUCAUAAUUGAUAGUCAAUUGGCAAAUAGCAUGUUCUAUUAGUUCACUGAAAUGGUAAUAGCUAUAUUAAAGUAGCGGGUUUCAAUUGUUUGUCAACAAGCUAGCACCUUCAGUGUUUACAUGAUUGACCCUUCUU
Macrosteles quadrilineatus (aster leafhopper) is the source of this 3171-nucleotide messenger RNA. It is a transcript of the gene Chi, whose product is annotated as LIM domain-binding protein 2. NCBI's taxonomy places the organism in Eukaryota, Metazoa, Arthropoda, Insecta, Hemiptera, Cicadellidae. Gene Ontology annotation, cellular component: transcription regulator complex; nucleus. The coding region runs from base 486 to 2183 and encodes 565 amino acids. Gene Ontology annotation, biological process: nervous system development; positive regulation of transcription by RNA polymerase II; negative regulation of transcription by RNA polymerase II. The record is from RefSeq and is a predicted model, not a curated record. The transcript has 9 exons. Gene Ontology annotation, molecular function: LIM domain binding.